Messenger RNA from Talaromyces rugulosus, 381 nucleotides. RefSeq lists its product as uncharacterized. NCBI's taxonomy places the organism in Eukaryota, Fungi, Ascomycota, Eurotiomycetes, Eurotiales, Trichocomaceae. The transcript is spliced from 3 exons. Gene Ontology annotation, cellular component: cytosol; mitochondrion. Bases 1 to 381 code for a protein of 126 amino acids. The record is from RefSeq and is a predicted model, not a curated record. Gene Ontology annotation, molecular function: deaminase activity.
AUGGCUGGAAUGACACCUGUUUUUGCGCAGGACGCUGCUCCUCCUGCCGGACCAUACUCCCACGCCAUCAAAGCCAACGGCCUCAUCUUCGCCUCGGGCUCCAUCCCCUGCGAUGCUGCCGGCAACAUCCUCACCGAGGGCACAAUCCAAGAAAAGACCGCGCUCGCCAUCCAAAACGCCGCCGCCGUGUUGGCAGCUGCGGGCUCCAGCAUUUCCAAAGUCGUCAAGGUCACUGUCUUCCUCACUGAUAUGGCGAAUUUCGCGGCUAUGAAUGAGGAGUAUGCGAAACACUUUACGCAUAAGCCGGCCAGGAGCUGUGUCGCGGUGUAUCAGUUGCCAAAGGGUGUGCCGGUGGAGGUUGAGGUUACUGCUUUGGAGUAG